Akanthomyces muscarius is the source of this 1515-nucleotide messenger RNA. RefSeq lists its product as uncharacterized. The transcript has 2 exons. The coding region runs from base 1 to 1515 and encodes 504 amino acids. The record is from RefSeq and is a predicted model, not a curated record. Gene Ontology annotation, biological process: protein dephosphorylation. Gene Ontology annotation, molecular function: protein tyrosine phosphatase activity. Lineage: Eukaryota; Fungi; Ascomycota; Sordariomycetes; Hypocreales; Cordycipitaceae.
AUGCGCCUGUCGGGCAGCACCCAUCAAAUCGCCAAGAAGCUCCUUUAUUCACCAUCGGGCCAGAUUCGACCCAGGCACUCUACACUUUCCCAAAAUAUGGACAAGAUACCUAUACACAAACUGCGGCGCAAGCCGAAACCUCCGGCCAUCGAAACCUCGAUCGAUCGCAACCCGACAAACACGACUGUACAUCUCGCUGCUGAGGACGCUGCGGCUCCCAGGCUCAGCAAGUCGCCCAGUUUCCCACGAAUGUCGCCAUUUCGACGACUGCGCGGGGGUAAUAAACGGGCGAGAAGCUGCUCCCCAGCAGCCAGCCAGCUGAACGAGCCUACUGCAGCAGUUGUCAGCAACGGCACCAAUUCCACAAACGAGCAGGGCGAGGAAUCGAGGCUGAAAUUAAUACCUGCCUUUCUUACACAGAGUGACGAGGAGCUCAUACAACGAUUCCAGGAAAUACAACAGAUAGAGGGCGACCGAAGACCGCCAACCACACGCCCUAUCGACGAAACGGCAAGAUGGUACCUUUAUGAAAGUGGAAGUGGCCCGGGGAAAAGUUUCGCGGAUCGUUACAAUAAUAUUAGGCCAUGGAGCCAUAAUCGCGUCAAGCUCGACGUCCCGGAGGGUACAAGCGACUACGUCAACGCAUCGCCAAUCUCUGUACCGGCGUCGAACGAAGAUGCGCCUACAUAUAAAUACGUUGCCAUGCAAGGGCCAACAGUGUCGUCAUUCGACUCUGUGUGGCGCAUGGUGGCCGAGAACACGACGUCGACAGCCGUCAUCGUCCAGCUGACCACCAUGUUUGAGGGGGAGCAGCCGAAAUGCGCGCAGUACUUUCCGUUCAGCGACCUGGACCCUACGUGGGAGCUCAAUACCGAGGACGCGUGGGGCGACGGCUGGACGGCGACGCUCACAUACGAGUCGACCGAGGCGCUCUGCGAUGGCGCCAUUGAGCGGCGCAAGUUCCUCCUGCACGUCGAGGGCGAGGAGGAGCCGCACACCGUCUGGCACUUGUUCUACCUGCGAUGGCCCGACUUUGGCGUCCCCGCGCUGACGGAUGUGCAAAGCUUUUUCGAGCUUAUGAAGAUGUCGCGCGAGCACGCCACCGAGGUGGACGAGCCGCGCUUUAUCCACUGCAGCGCUGGGGUCGGCCGCACGGGCACAUUCAUUUGUCUGGAGCAUCUGAUGCGGGAGCUCGCGAUGGGCGCCUUGGACGCCGUGGACCCCCAGGACGCGGACGCGGACCCAGUGUACGAGACGGUGGACGCGCUGCGCCAGCAGCGCAAGUUCAUGGUGCAGAGCCAGUCGCAGUACCUGUUCAUCUACCAGGUGAUGCGCAAGCUCUGGGCCGAAAAGUACGGCCUGGAGGAGGACGACGAGGUGGCGCGAAGCAGCGGCAGCAUCGGGCAGCCUGCGCUCAAGAGGCUCGAGAUGGCAGCGGACCCGGCGGCGCUGGAGGAGAUGGCGAGCAACAGCAGCCAAAUCUCGGAGGGAGGAGCAAGCCUGGAUCCGGCUUAA